This is a messenger RNA of Bipolaris sorokiniana ND90Pr, 3700 nucleotides long. RefSeq lists its product as uncharacterized. Lineage: Eukaryota; Fungi; Ascomycota; Dothideomycetes; Pleosporales; Pleosporaceae. Bases 72 to 3605 code for a protein of 1177 amino acids. The record is from RefSeq and is a predicted model, not a curated record. Gene Ontology annotation, biological process: endosomal vesicle fusion; autophagy; vesicle-mediated transport. The transcript has 3 exons. Gene Ontology annotation, cellular component: fungal-type vacuole membrane; cytoplasm.
CCCGACUACACAUCCACCCACAAUGACAUCCCAGGCAUAGCCGGUCAUGGCGCAUGUGAUGCUUCAACACCAUGGCAGAAGCAUCUUCCCAGUCGCAGCUGUCCGGGCGGCGUCCCCCGCAACACGGCCCCUACAUCCUCCGCAAGCUCGUCGCCAACCUGCCACUGGCCGCUGAUGGCGCCUCCGACAAUGUCCGCAUCACCUGCGUAGAGGUGUCGGAUGGCAAUCUCUACGUCGGUACUUCGGCCGCCGAGAUCCUUCACUUUGUUCUGCUGCCACCCGAGUCCGACGACCCUGCUGAAGAACCCACGGCCAUCAUCGCCUCAAGAUUGGAGCCUCCGCACAACGAUCCCAAUGGACCCGGUGUACAGCAGAUCUUGCUCCUUCCCAGCAUCAACAAAGCCUGCGUGCUUUGCAACAAUACCUUAUCGCUAUACUCGCUCCCUGAAUUGAGCCCAGACUCAACCUUCAAGCCCAUCGGAUGCCUCUGGGUCGGAGGUGUGGACCUCAACCAAGAUCUAGAUGCACCGUCUGAAGAUGGCGUCGUGGUGGUCAUUGGAUUGAAGAAGCGACUGCGACUGGUGCAGAUAUCCGAGAACUCACCCCCAAAAGCCAUCAAAGCAAUCGAGUAUGGAGGCUGCUUGGUAUCAGUACGCCGCGAUACCUUUUCGUGUGCCGCCGAUGCCCACUCCUAUGCGCUUCUUGAUGUGGUGCACCAACAGAAGAUUGGCCUCUUUCCCAUCUCAUCUUUGGAUCCAGAUGUUGGUGACGUAGGUGGGGCCGCCGAACAUCUGGCUACCGUGCCGAAUGCGCCAUCUAGAAGUAUCUCUUCAGCUAGUCCACAGCCGCGUCUGGAAGAGCAACAUAGUCAUGUAAGAAGUACAAGUUUGAGCGUUCUAGGCUUGAGCGGUCACACCUCCCGCACCGCAAGCCCGCGUCCUGCAGCACAACGAUAUGGCUUUGAUGUACCAGAGUCGUUGUCUCGUGAUAUGUCGCCAGCCCCAGCACGGUCAUCCUUAGAGGGAACAGACAGAGCAUCUAGUCAAUCUCGGGUCGGCGCAACUUCGCCCAACAAACCUCUGCCUGCACCUCCUUCGGAAGAUAACCAGCCUCAAGAGGAGCCUUCACUACCUGAACCGCCUCGUUUCAUCCCGCUGAAACCUCAUGUCGCAUCACCAAAUCCAAAUGAGUUCCUGCUUACAGUGGGUACUACGCCCACUGAUCAGGGUGUUGGUAUGUUUGUAAAUCUUGAUGGUGACAUGUGUCGCGGAAGCAUUCAGUUCAGCAGUUAUCCCGACGCCAUUGCGGUAGACGGGUCCGGGGUAGACAUGUCCGGAUCUAUGGGCACAAACAUGAACGCUGAGGAGGGCUACGUGUUAGCUGUUGUGCAUAGAGAACAUGAGGGUACCCUGACCUAUGGCGUGGAGAUUCAACGGUGGGAUGUGGACCCAAGUGAUGGGGAAGUUGAUAAACACUGGCUCAACUUCAGUCCGCUGGGUCUCACAGUGGAUGACAACGGCUCCUAUAUCUCAGCUCCAGUCGGUAUGCGUACUGUGGUUCGGCCUUAUGACUUGGUCAUCCCAGAAGUAGGCGCAAAACUGACCGUGCAGCCACUGCGGCUUGAAUACUCUGAGACUGCUUCAGGAAAAUCUGCAGAAAAGCCAAAAGCUCAAACAAAAGCAGAUCGGGAUUUCGUUGAGCGCCUCUCAAAGUUGCAGUCGCAAACUGUUGUUUGGGCUGGAGAUCAGAUUUGGUGGACCGUACGCAAUCCACUGGUGACUCGUCUAGAUGCUCGAAUUGAGGAGGCUCAAUAUGCCACUCAAGGAGAUAGGACGCGUAUACAGCCGAAUCGAGCAUUACUGGAGAAACUACUUGGUGAUAUACGGGGGCAGGAGCCACGCAACGAGUCAGAGUAUCUCAGUCUCAUUUACAUCCGCCAAAAAGCCUCACUCAUGCUCUUUAUGGACGUGGUUCUCCGCACCAAGACGAACAUCAUCAUAUUCGAGAAUGAGAAGCGCAUCACCGAGCAAGCACUGAUUGAGGGUGAGAUAGAUCCCCGGGUUGUCCUGAGUCUCAUGCCCAUUCUCAGUAAGGAGGUAGUCCAAGGAUCCGAUGGCAUACAGAUAUAUGGCGGAAUCACGACCAUGGUAGAGCAGUUUCUGCGUCAAAUUGACUUUUCCGCCAUGUCGACUAACGCCAAUGGGCCGUUUGGGGACAACUUGCUACAUUUCGUCAAGCGCUAUCUUCAAUUUUGGAAGAGGCGGAAAGGAAUGGCAAGCGUAACAAAUGACCCUCAUGUGUUCAAGACUAUUGAUGCAGCACUGCUUCACAUCCUUCUGCUCUUGGACCAGGGAACUUCAAAGGGGACAUCAAGCCCAGGCAGCCACCGAGCAGAGCUUUACGAACUUGUCGAUAGAGAAGUCGAAUGCUUUGACAGAGCUGUCGAAUUACUCGAACAAUUCAAGCGUCUCUACGUACUUAGUCGGUUAUACCAAGGUAAUUGCAAAGCUUCUGUCAAGUCAUCCAAGGUGCUUGCAACCUGGAGGCGGAUCAUUGAAGGCGAAGAAGACAGGGGCGGCGAGCUUGUAGAUGGCGAGCUCAAAGUGCGAGAAUACUUAAGCAAGAUUCGCGACCAAACCCUAGUCGAAGAGUACGGCGCAUGGCUCGCAAAUCGAAACCCUAAGCUCGGCGUCCAAGUCUUUGCUGAUGACCAGAGCAGGGUCAGAUUUGAUCCUGCACGAGCUGUUAAUUUACUAAGAGAGAAGGCGCCGGGUGCCGUCAAAGAGUACCUGGAGUACCUUGUGUUCGGAAGCAGGAAGCAUCCACAAUACGUGAACGAACUGAUUGCCUUCUAUCUUGAUACGGUCAUCAGCGAGCUCGAGAAGAAUCCCGAGUCGCGUGCUACGUUGUCCGAAGGCUACGAGACAUACCGCAUACUCGAGCCACCCAAACCUACGUACUACUUGUUCAUAAGUGACAAUGCUAGUGAUGUCGAGUGGUGCCGUGCCAGGCUCCGCCUGCUUCAAUUGCUUGGCGAGACAUCGUCUUACGACGUCAAUGCAGUGCUGUCGCGUCUACAGCCCUAUGAGCAAGAGCUUGUCUCUGAGAUGAUCAUUUUGAAUGGCCGACAGGAAAGACACGAAGAAGCUUUGAAACUACUCACACACGGCCUCGGCGACUAUGAUACCGCCAUAAACUACUGUCUCUACGGCUAUGCAUCCAUCCAUCGCCCUGUAACAACUGGUGGCCCCCCAGUUUCGCUCAAUCAGAUUCCCACUCGUGCAGAGCAAUCCCGUUUGUUCGGAGUCCUCUUGCAAGAGUUCUUGAAUAUUGAAGAUCUCUCUCAGCGUGUCGAACGUACGAGUGAACUUCUUGAGCGUUUCGGCGGCUGGCUUGAUGUAGCUGAUGUUUUGGCGAUUGUGCCAGACGAAUGGUCCGUGAAUGCGUUCUCUGGGUUCUUAAUUCAUGCUCUUCGUAAGUUGGUUAGAGACAAAGCAGAGAGCGAUAUUUUGCGGGCGCUCAGCGAUGCUCAAAAUAGCCAGAUGAGCAGUGAACUGGUGGAAAAGCGAGAUGAGCUGGGUGCGACAUUCGAGAGAGUUGCCUAGGCCUGGAACGUAUGGAUUGGGAUAUAUUUAGCGAAUCUUAAUAUAAGGAAUACUCUGUAAAUAAGCCCUUAAAUUGAUCUGUAUUGGAAAUUGGU